Molecule: messenger RNA, 2425 nt
Organism: Sclerotinia trifoliorum
Lineage: Eukaryota; Fungi; Ascomycota; Leotiomycetes; Helotiales; Sclerotiniaceae
Source: the annotation of a GenBank genome assembly
UACCUCCGUACGAUAAUAAUGAUAUGAAAUGAAAUGAAUUGAAAUAAAUGAAAUAAAUGAUCGGGUAGCCAAAUGCCUCAUUAUUAGAUGUUGGUUAUGCUGUUUCUGGUCCAAUUACCCUCUAGUCUUAUCUAAAUUCCCAUCUCAACUCCUACCGCUCGCAGGCUUCCAAGCUCGAAAGCUCCUCGUACUCGCGGUCGCAUGCCCCAAUGCGCCGCAAAUGGCGUCCCGAAACACUCAGCAGGUGUUUCCUAAGACAGCAUCAGAUGAGCAUUUAAAUGAACAUUUAAACGCGCAUCCUAGUUCGAGCUCUUCGAGCACUGCUUCUGCAGAGGUGAAGGGCGCGCAUAUGACGCCGGAUUUUGACUCGGAUGACCUUGAUGAUGGUAGUGGUGAUGGUGAUUCGGAUUUAGAUUUGCUUAUGGGUAGUAUGGGCAUGGGUAUGGGUACGAGAGGGGGUGAUGGACAGAGGGGGAGUUAUAAGAUGCAGAGAUGGGAACCGGUGGUGAAGAAGAAGAGGGAGAAGGAGAAACCUAAAAAGGGGAACAAAAAUGGUGAAGAUUUAAAUCUCGAUAUGGAUUCGUUUGAGGAGAAUAGUCAGAAUGUUUAUCGUGAUGAGACUGGGGAAACUGGUGGGAGGAGAGGCAGUCUCUCGACAAUACAAUCAUAUCAAUUAUAUACGCCAGAUGAAGAACGAACUGUGGUGAGAAAAUUCGAUAGGAAAUUGGUGGUGUUUGUUGCAUUGUUGUAUAUGUUGAGUUUCUUGGACAGAUCAAGUAUAUUCACCUCUUUCACUACCACUCUUUCAUCUGCUUCUCGUCAAUAAAAGGAGGUGAAAUCAUGCUAAAUAUUUCUUUCAUCCAGAUAUCGGGAAUGCGAAAAUAGCCGGUCUGGAACGAGAUCUACAUUUGGAUUCAAAUAAAUAUGAAUGGGUUGUCACGGCAUUUUAUAUCGCAUAUAUCUGUUUCGAAUGGAUGAGCAUAUUAUGGAAAAUAAUACCGGCGCAUAUUUAUAUAACGGUUAUCGUCCUGUCUUGGGGUGUCAUCGCAUCUCUACAAUCUAUAGCGACAUCUUUUGCGGGAUUACUUGUUCUACGCACAUUAUUGGGAAUAGGAGAAGCUGGAUUCACGGGAAUACCAUUUUAUCUAUCCUUUUUCUUCAAGAGAGAAGAAUUAGCAUUUCGAACUGGCAUUUUCCUAAGUGCUGCUCCUCUGGCAACUUCAUUUGCAAGUUCAUUAGCAUGGGGAAUCGUUAAACUUGGUGAACGUUCCCCUAUAGCACCAUGGCGACUUCUCUUCCUCGUUGAAGGAUUCCCUAGCGUUCUUGUCGCUCUUUUCGCAUGGCAUCAUAUUCCUGAUAGUCCCAACACCGCUCCCUAUCUCACCACUCGCGAAAAGAAAAUCGCACGACUACGUCUUCGUCAUGAAAUAACUUCAACUCCCAAUUCCAAAACCCAGCCAUCAUCCGGUCUCAAAAUUAAGGAAGUUCUUUUAACUCUCCGAGACCCCAAAGUUUAUCUCACGGCCCUCAUGUUUUUCUUCUCCAACAUGUCCUUCAGCAGCAUGCCUAUCUUCCUCCCCACAAUCCUAACACACAUGGGGCAUUCCCCCUCAACAUCCCAAGCCCUUUCCGCACCCCCGUACCUCCUCUCCUUCCUCUCCGUCCUCCUAACCUCCUAUCUCUCCGACAAAUUCCGCACCCGCUCCCCCUUCCUCCUCUUCCACGCCCUCCUCUCCUCUCUCGGCUACACCAUCCUCACUCUCCCACCACACCUCCUCUCCCCCACAAUCCGCUACCUAGCAAUCUACCCCGCCUGCAUAGGAUUCUUCUCCGUAAUCACCAUCCUCAUCACCUGGACCCUCAACAACCAACCCUCUUCUUCGCGUCAGGGGGCCGGUUUCGCAAUCAUGCAGAUUAUUGGUCAGUGUGGCCCGCUUGUUGGUACGAGACUUUAUCCAGAUUCUCAAGCUCCGUUUUAUCGACAGGGAAUGGGGGUUUGUGCGCUGGUUAUGAUGGUUGUGGCGAUUUUGGGGGUGGGGUUGAGAUGCUGGUUGGUGAGGGAGAAUAGGAGGGGCUGGGAGAGGUAUGAACGCGUGGGUGGGAGUGAGGAGGGGGAUGGAGAUGGGGAUGAGGAGGAGGGGAGGGGUCUUGUGAGUGAUGGGAAGAGAGUGGUUAGGGGGAGGAAUACUCCGUUUCAGUAUAUGCUUUGAGUAUCUAGAUGGGAUUUCAAUGCAGAUUUUAGAUGAAUGUAUCUGAUUGAUAUAUUUUCUUUUGCGUCCGGGUUUAUUUGCGCUUUUCUAUGAUCUCUAUAUCUAGAUACUAGAUAAGAUUACAUCUAUAGAGUGUUUAUCGUAGUAUGCGGUGCCUGCUUCUGUCUGACUUCUUUCUUAUACUCCUCAUAUUCCUGAUCUUAUUCAUCCAAAUA